Messenger RNA from Cuculus canorus (common cuckoo), 2295 nucleotides. RefSeq names its product transmembrane protein with EGF like and two follistatin like domains 1 (gene TMEFF1). NCBI's taxonomy places the organism in Eukaryota, Metazoa, Chordata, Aves, Cuculiformes, Cuculidae. Gene Ontology annotation, molecular function: protein binding. Bases 244 to 1413 code for a protein of 389 amino acids. The transcript has 10 exons. The record is from RefSeq and is a predicted model, not a curated record.
GGCAGCAGCCGCCCCGGCUCCGCUCCCUUUGUUGCAGGCGGAGCUGCCGGGCGCCGCGCACAAAGGAGCGAGGCGGCUCCACCGGCGGCCGAACGGAGGCUUGCGAGGUGGGAGACACUCGGGACCAGCCCUGCCGAGGAGGAGGAGGAAGAGGAGGAGGCGGCGUGUCUGUGCGGCGGGGAUGCUGGAGGUGCGCUCCGGCGCGGCGGAGAAAGGACGGUCCCGCCCGGGCGGCUCCGGUUGAUGCUGCGGGCCUGCCGCCGCCCCGCCGCCUCCUCCUCGGCUGCCCCUCGGCUGCCCCUCGCCAUGCUGGGAGAGAGCCCCGUGCUGCGAGCGGGACCCCCCCUGGCUCUGUGCUGCACCUCGGCCCUGCUGCUGCUCGCCCUCUGCGCGCCGCCCGCCGCCCGCGCCUCCCACCCGCUGCCCGAGUGCCAGGGCGGCGCCAAGGGGAGAGGCACCAACUGCUCAGAGUUAAACGUAAGGGAAUCCGACGUAAGAGUGUGUGAUGAAUCAUCAUGUAAAUAUGGAGUGUGCAAGAAAGAGGGCGAUGGCUUGAAAUGUACGUGUCAGUUCCAGUGUCAGACAGACUAUAUUCCUGUUUGUGGAUCAAAUGGAGACACUUACCAAAAUGAAUGCUUUCUCAAGAGAGCUGCUUGCAAACAUCAGAAAGAGAUAACAGUGGUAUCAAGAGGACCUUGUUAUUCUGAUAAUGGCUCUGGGUCAGGAGAGGGAGAGUAUGAAGGAUCUGGGACAGAAGUUCAGAGAAAACACUCAAAAUGUGGAGUUUGCAAAUAUAGGGCUGAGUGUGAUGAAGAUGCAGAAAAUGUUGGGUGUGUAUGUAAUAUAGACUGCAGUGGAUACAGUUUUAAUCCUGUAUGUGCUUCUGAUGGAAGUUCUUAUAACAAUCCAUGCUUUGUUAGAGAAGCAUCAUGUCUGAGGCAAGAGCAGAUUGACAUCAGGCAUCUUGGACACUGCUCAGAAACAGAUGACACAAACCGAGCUGGAAAGAAGGACGACGGCAUGCAGUAUCGGCCAGAUGUGAAAGACGCCAGUGAUCAAAGAGAAGACAUUUACAUUGGAAACCACAUACCUUGUUCAGAAAGCUUCAAUGGCUACUGUAUACAUGGAAAAUGUGAAUUCAUUUAUUCCACUCAGAAGGCUUCCUGUCGGUGUGAAUCAGGAUAUACUGGACAGCACUGUGAAAAGACAGACUUUAGUAUUCUUUAUGUUGUCCCAAGUAGACAAAAGCUUACGCAUGUCCUUAUUGCAGCAAUAAUUGGAGCUGUACAAAUUGCCAUUAUAGUUGCAAUUGUCAUGUGCAUAACAAGAAAAUGCCCCAAAAACAAUAGAGGACGUCGGCAGAAGCAAAACUUAGGCCAUUUUACUUCAGAUACAUCAUCCAGAAUGGUUUAACUUAGUGAUUUUUAUACCUACAUUGACCAUGUGAUGUACAUUUUUAUUAUAUCUUUUUUUAAAGAAUGGAAAUAUUUAUUUCAGAGGCCUUAUUUUUGAACAUUUUUAGUGUAACAAUGUUGGUCUGUAUUCUGAAAGCAUCAGCUCUAACAGCUAUGGACUGUUUUAGUAACUUUACUUUUAUGUUUUUUGAAUACAGUAGUUAAUUUUCUGUAUCUGUAUCACAUGGUUAUAUAAUAGACUUGUGCUUUUAUUCAUGGAAUGUAAUAUUUUUGGGAACACAGGUUUAUUUACCAAUGGUUGUAGAUCUAAAAAAAACCCCAACAAACCAACAAAAAAGCCCACAUUACCUAGCAAACAAGGCAUGAACUAAAGGUAAAAAUGUUUACAGCUUACUUUUCUUAUGAGAAACUAGAAAACACUGUGUUUAAAUACGGUAGAUAUUUAAAUGUUUUCAGAAGUUAGUAACUGUUUUUUUAGACACUGCCUAUCGCAUGAACUGUGAAGCUGUGUGCUGUGCGUAGUUGUAACAUAUUUAUAAAAUGUGUGGGUUGGGCUAAGCACUGCCAUCUUCAUAAAUAACUCCAACAGUUUAUUUUUAAAGAGAAAAGUUAUAAAUUUCAUAAUUUGGGAUGUUACCUGGGAAAGCAGAUGGCACAGGUCCAAAAGAAGUAGGUCUUAGUAGAUUUAGGUAUUGUAAAAAAUCGGUGUUGAAUAAUUGAACGCAAAUAAUUGGAAUAAAGCCUACUUUAUCACUGUUAAAGCUGUUUUAAUACUUCUUAAACUUUUUUAAAGGAAAUACAUGUUUUAACACCUACAAUACAGAUUGUAUAGUGUUUGUGAUUAAAAUAAAAACAAAUAAUAAAAGUGAAUUAAUUACUA